AUGUCUACGACAGCGACGGCCACGGCCACGGCGACGGAGACCCCGGCGGUGAAAGCUGGAUAUGGCGACGACCGUGACCGGCCACUUCCAGAAGUGACGGUGUUUGACAAGGCCACCGCGACCCCCGAAGCGGUGGUGGCGGCGUUGAUCCAGGCGGGCGGCUGCAUCAUCCGGAAUCUCGUGGGCGCCGAAGAGUUGGCCGUGAUCGAGAAGGAUACGCGGCCCUACCUGGAAGUCGACGGCACCUGGGACGGCACCUUCUUCCCCAAGGAGACGCACCGCGUGUCGGGGCUGGCGGAAAAGUCGACGGCGUACAUGGAAAGCAUCGUGGGCAACAAACUCUACCAGGACGUGUGCAAGGUGAUGCUGAGCAGCACCAUCACCUCCUGGCUCGGUGACGAGCAGAAAGUCAGCACGUCGACCCCUCAGGUCAACACCACCUUUGUGCUGUCCGUCGGGCCCGGGGCGCGAGCGCAGGGCCUACAUCGUGACAGCAUGAUCCACCACGUUCAGGUACAGAGGAUGACGGCCGACGAAUACCAGAUCGGCCAGGACCCGGAAAUCGGCAUCUUUGUGGCGGGCAAGAAGACCACCCGGCAAAACGGCGCCACGCGCUUCAUUCCAGGCUCGCAUCUUUGGGGCCCCGACACUCCUCCGGACGAGAGUCUGGCCUACUACGCCGAACUCGAGCCGGGCGACUCGUUCUUCAUGAUGGCGGCGUGCCUUCACGGCGGCUCGGCCAACACCACGCCGGAUGAGGAGCGGUUGGUCUACUGCGCCUUCAUGACGAAGGGAUUCCUACGCCAGGAGGAGAACCAGUAUUUGACCAACGACAAGGAAAAGAUCAAGAAGCUUCAAAGCCCGGAGAUGCUGAAGCUGCUGGGAUACGAUCUCAGCCGGCCCUUCUUGGGCUGGAUUCAGACUGGGCAUCCCAUGACUGCGUUGGAGGGGCCGGGACCGGCACAGAAGGGCCCCGUCACCAAGACGGAUUACUAUUGA
Capronia epimyces CBS 606.96 is the source of this 999-nucleotide messenger RNA. RefSeq lists its product as uncharacterized. Lineage: Eukaryota; Fungi; Ascomycota; Eurotiomycetes; Chaetothyriales; Herpotrichiellaceae. Bases 1 to 999 code for a protein of 332 amino acids. The record is from RefSeq and is a predicted model, not a curated record. The transcript is spliced from 2 exons.